AUGGGUAUGAGCGAGCAGAUCACGCCAAGGAAGCGAAAGGCGGUAGCUGGGGAGACGCCGACUAAGAGCGGUGGAAAGGCAAGAACAAGAGGACGAAUUGGAAGGACUGGGCUCAAGAUCAGAGCGCCUACGCCAAAUCCACCACUGGUACCCUUUCCUACUCCUCCUCGCUCCCGGCAGCGCCGAGCAGAGUACGUCGAGCCCGAACUGGACAUCUCAGCGUCGAGUAGCUCCGCUCUCCUUCCGGACACCAAGGCUACCAAGCUCCCCGUCCACCUCGAGACCCUCCUCACCCUGCAUCGGGCUUUCAACCUCGCUCUCUCCCUCCAUCUCGCUACGCAUCCGCCGGUCCUUCCGCCCCACUCCCCGAACGCCACCUCGGUCCUGCUACCGAAUCUCACCAAUCUCCUCGCUAUCCGUGAGACCGUCGAGCGGACGGGAUGCCGGCGGUUCGGUACAGCGGAACUACAGCGCCUGGCUUGGCUCUGGACAUGGGACGGCUCGUCCAUGCCGGAAGAGCGGUCGGCCAAGGACAAGGCGAGCGAUGAUGACAAUCCGUUCUUGGUCAAUCACGACUCGAUCUCGACGUCCAAGCUGGAGAUCACGGGUCUGAACUAUGUCAUCACCCCUACGAGAACGCUCGAUCCAUCAACCAAGCGGUCGGUUUAUACGUAUGGACUCGGGAUUCUGCUCGAUCUACGAAAAGGGGAGACGAGGCAGCUGUUGCACGGUGGUUCGGAAGGUGGGAUAGGGAACAAGGGGCAAGGAGGUGGGCUAGGAGCAGUGGGGAGGUGGAGCGGCUCAGGGGAAGAGCGGGAGGAGAUUAUGCGAGAGCGGCUGGAGAAGUGGGUUGAGCUGAAUGGCGGUUAUGAGGAGGAGCAAGCGGUGCUUUCUGGCGGUCUCGCUACUCCCGCCAAUACCCGUGAUCAUGCCCGAUCUACCAUCCCGCCCAUUCCUCUCCUUCCGCUGCCUCACCUUCCCGCAUCUACACUCCUACCCGCCGCGAACCUCUUCUCGGCCGCUCUGGCUUCUUCCACGGUAGCCUCAAGCAGUGCCUCACCACGAAAAGCCGGCCUGUCUCCCGCUACCGCCAGGCUCGCCGAUGCGUUCGACAUGGACGACAAGCCAAGUAUGGCUAAAGUGGCACGUCCGGGGUCGAUUGAGGAGCGGCAGCAGGCCAUGAGAGAUCGGAUCGCAGCUCGGAAGAACGGCAAAGCGCCUCAAACCCUCGCUUCCCAGAUCGCUGGCGGACCGCAAUACACCCUUUCCCGCGCGGAAACGCAGGAAGAGCUCAAGCGGAGGAGCACGCUCAGUCGACUUGAAGGUGUAGCUGAGGCUGUUUGGAUGCUGUUCUCGGCUCCCACGGCCGGCGUGUCGUCGAUGUCUACUCCCCCUCGAGGCAGAAGACGGGCUGUACCGAUGUCUGAAGCAGCGGAGGUCAUCGUCAAGUCCUCCAAGACGCCAAUCUCGAUGGCCGAAGCCCAAACAUCCCUGGUCCUCCUAUGCGACCUCUGCCCCUUCUUCCUCCUCCUCAAAACCAUCGCCAAACAAGACUGGCUCGAAAUGCCCGUCCAGGUCGCUCAAGGCCCAACAUCACCCAGCAACAGCCUCCUCGCCAGCGCUCGACUUAGCGCCAAUCUCAACAGUCCUAGUCGGAAUCACCCCAAGGGACUUGUGUCGCCUGGGAAGGCGGUGAAGGAGGGAGAUGGGGGGACGGUGGCUAUUGCGGGUCCGGGGAGUCCGGGGAGGGUACAGCGGGUGGGUGGAUUGAGGGAGGUUCGGGCGGUCAUUAGGCGGGAACUUGAGCGGUGA
Messenger RNA from Dioszegia hungarica, 1812 nucleotides. RefSeq lists its product as uncharacterized. Lineage: Eukaryota; Fungi; Basidiomycota; Tremellomycetes; Tremellales; Bulleribasidiaceae. The coding region runs from base 1 to 1812 and encodes 603 amino acids. The record is from RefSeq and is a predicted model, not a curated record. The transcript is spliced from 6 exons.